CUGCUGCCGGAGCGUCUGCUGAGGAAGCGGCUGCUGCGCCCUGUGAGUCCUCUGUGUGCCACCUGUGCCGAUGGAGGAGACCACGCGUUACACGGAAUAAUCUACACCCUCGUGACGCUCCCUCUUCUUCUUCUUUUUCCGUCUGGAUUUGCAUUGUUUUCCAUGUAUUUUGCAUCGUCUUAAAGUUGUGAUGAUGCCUCCGCUCAACAUUUGGGAUUGGUAGAAGCCGUCUGUGCGAGGAGGCUGACAGCGUCGGAUUGAUUGAACAAUCGACCGUCUCUCGGGAAGUGGAUAAAAACAUGGACUAAUAUCUUUUUUUAUACAUUCACCAUGGGAUUAUUACAGCUCUUUCUGGUCCUCGGCAUUUUCUGCGCCUCCCCAGUUGCAGGUUUUGGGGUCGACCCUGCCCUGCGCAUUAGCGUGUUUGAUGAACUAACACUUGGAGAAGGGUUUGAUGGAGUUACUCAGGUCCAGGGCUUCCACAGCGAAUCUCGAGCUUUCCACUUCCAAGGGUCCUCCAGGGAAGUCAAGGCUCCCGCUGAGGUCUCUGAGCAAAUGGUUCACAAGCUGAGAGGCAAGAAUGAGUUUACUGUGCUGGUGACCCUCAAACAGGAUCACCUCAACUCCGGGGUCAUCCUCUCCAUCCAUCACUCCGAGCACAGGUUUCUGGAGCUGGAGAGCAGUGGCCAGCGCAGCGAGGUGCGUCUUCACUACCGCACCAAAGGCCAGCAGGCCCACACUGAGGUGUUCCCUUACAGCCUGGCCGACGACCAGUGGCACAAGGUCUCUGUGGCCGUCAGUGCCUCUCACAUCAUACUGCAUGUCGACUGCAAUAGGAUUUACGAGCGGGUGGUGGAAGCCCCGUACAUGGACGUACCUGAGGAUGCAUCCUUCUGGCUCGGACAGAGAAACGCCGCUCACGGGUUCUUUAAGGGGGUGAUGCAGGACGUGGAGAUCGUGGUGAUGCCACAGGGUUACAUCUCCCAGUGUCCGGACCUGAACAGAACUUGCCCAACCUGCAAUGAUUUCCAUGGACUUGUGCAGAAAAUCAUGGAGCUGCAGGACAUCCUCGCUAAAACAUCCAGCAAGCUGUCCAGGGCCGAGGAGAAGAUGAAUGGACUGGAUGGCUGCUAUUGUGAGAGAACCUGCAGUGUCAAGGGGGUCGUCUACAGGGAGGACGAGGGCUGGACAGAUGGCUGCAGGAACUGCACAUGCACGAACGGCACGGUGCAGUGCGAGGCCGUCUCCUGCCCCCCCCCUCAGUGCCCGGCUGCCACAGCGCCUGCCUACGUGAAGGGGGCCUGCUGCAAGGAGUGCCAGCCUGUCUGCAUGUUCGGCGGAAGGGAGCUGGUGGAGGCUGAUCGGAAGGCUGUGCGCGACUCCUCUGGCCGGUGCCUGUUGUUUGAAUGCAGGGACAGGACGAUGCAUCGAGUGGUCCCCAGCGAGCCGUGUCCUGAGCUCAACUGUCCGGAGUCGGAGCAGAUCACCUUGAGUGACAGAUGCUGUAAAGUCUGCAGAGGUCAUGACUUCUGCUCAGAGGGCCAUGGCUGCGUGGAGCACUCAGACUGUGUGAACCUGGAGGCAGGAGACUGCUGUGUCUGUAAGGACGGCUUCCGCCCACUGCGAGACGAUAAUGCCUACUGUGAAGAUAUUGAUGAGUGCGCUGAAGGGAAGCACUACUGCAGGGAGAACACCAUGUGUGUUAAUACCCCCGGCUCCUUCAUGUGCAUCUGCCAUACUGGUUACAUCAGGAUUGAUGACUACUCCUGCACAGAGCAUGAUGAGUGCCUCAGCGGACUCCACAACUGUGACGAGAACGCCUUGUGCUUCAACAUGGUCGGAGGCCACAGUUGCUCCUGUAAGCCCGGCUACACUGGGAACGGAACAGUGUGCAAAGCUAUGUGUGACGGCUUGUGCCAGAACGGGGGAACCUGCGUCUCACCUAACAACUGCGUUUGCCAGCAAGGAUUUACCGGGAAGAGAUGCGAGACAGAUAUUGAUGAGUGUGCGGACGGCUUUGUGGAGUGUGAUAGCAAAUCUACUUGUGUCAACUUGCCCGGCUGGUACCACUGUGAAUGCCGCGAUGGCUACCAUGACAACGGCUUGUUUUCUGCCAGUGGGGAAUCGUGUGUAGACAUCAAUGAAUGCAAGACGGGGAGGAACACCUGUGCCAACGACACGGUGUGCUUCAACCUGGACGGAGGCUACGACUGCCGCUGCCCCCACGGCCACAACUGCACCGGGGACUGUAUCCAUGACAACAGGGUCAAGCACAGCGGGCAGAUCUGGGUGCUGGACAGCGACCGGUGCUCCGUGUGCUCCUGUCAGGCCGGCCAAGUCAUGUGCCGCAGGAUGGUCUGCGACUGCGACAACCCCAACGCCGACCUGUUCUGCUGCCCCGAGUGCGACCCCCGCCUGAGCAGCCAGUGUCUGCACCAGAACGGCCUGCUCACCUAUGGCAGCGGGGACACGUGGGUGGAGAACUGCCAGCAGUGUCAAUGCCUGCAAGGGCAGGUGGACUGCUGGCCUCUGCCGUGUCCACCCGUGGACUGUGAGUUUACCGUGGUGCCCGAGGGCGAGUGCUGCCCCCGCUGUGUCACCGACCCCUGCCUGGCCGACACCAUCCGCAACGACAUCACCAAGACGUGCACGGACGAGCACAACAUCUCACGCUUCAGUGGCUCCUCUUGGAUCAAACAUGGCACCGAGUGCACUCUGUGCCAGUGCAAGAAUGGACACAUCUGUUGCUCAGUGGACCCCAUGUGCCUUUAGUCCUGGCAGAUCUGAAGGCACCUGUACAGUGUUUUCCAUGUAAAAAAACAAAAAAUGGUAUCACCGCCCCUGUGUCUCUUCACUGUCCUCCUCACAGGCGUGGGUCAAACGGUUUUUGCGUAUUAGGAUGUGAGUAAGUGCUAAACCAGCUGGAUGGGGGGGAGCUGAUCAUAUCACUUCACAUUGUAGGAUACAGACAAAUGUACAAAUUUACCCUUCAGGUACUUUUCCGCUGGUCUCUUUUUACCAUACUCUACAUGGGGAUCUCCACCCACCUGGUAGCUCAUUGAAAAGCAUUAAAAGCGUUUUUGCAAAUACUCUUGUGACCCGCGUCUGCCUCCUCAACUCUUCUUUAUACCAAAUGCAGAUCUAUAUCAUACCAAACCGAAGAUGGACUACAGUUCCCUCAAACCCGCUCUCUCUCUCUCUCUCUCUCUCUCUCUCUCUCUCUCUCUCUCUGAUCUGUCUCAACACGUACAGUGAACCUUUAAGGAUCACCUUCCCCUCCCACUCUGAACCAUCGCCACAUGAAUCUGUAAGAUAUUACUAUUACUGGCAUGACUGUGCUUGAUGUCCAGACAUUUUUGCUGAUUUCUAAAUUCUUAAUGAUGAUGAUGAUAUAUUAGGUAGAGUACAGGCCGUUAGCAUAAGGUUUCGUUGAAACAUUUAUGAGUCUUCUAUAUUAUGUGGUGCUUUGUAGAUUUUGGUUCCAUUUCUCUUUUUUGUAAUUUUGUUUCUUUCCCAGCUUGUUAUUGUGCAAUAGUGAAAUAAAGUAUUUCUGUUUACAUUUA
This is a messenger RNA of Platichthys flesus (European flounder), 3563 nucleotides long. It is a transcript of the gene nell2a, whose product is annotated as neural EGFL like 2a. The record is from RefSeq and is a predicted model, not a curated record. The transcript is spliced from 20 exons. Lineage: Eukaryota; Metazoa; Chordata; Actinopteri; Pleuronectiformes; Pleuronectidae. The coding region runs from base 331 to 2772 and encodes 813 amino acids. Gene Ontology annotation, molecular function: calcium ion binding; protein binding.